Messenger RNA from Corylus avellana, 1221 nucleotides. It is a transcript of the gene NAC058, whose product is annotated as NAC domain containing protein 58. Gene Ontology annotation, molecular function: DNA binding. Lineage: Eukaryota; Viridiplantae; Streptophyta; Magnoliopsida; Fagales; Betulaceae. The record is from RefSeq and is a predicted model, not a curated record. Gene Ontology annotation, biological process: regulation of DNA-templated transcription.
UCAAGAUCCAUGGAGGAAAGUCUCCCUCCUGGCUUCAGAUUCCAUCCCACUGACGAAGAACUCAUUACAUAUUAUCUAACUCGCAAGGUUUCUGAUGUUGGUUUCCAAUCCAAAGCCAUGGCUGUUGUUGAUCUCAAUAAGUGUGAACCUUGGGACCUCCCAGGCAAGGCUUCCAUGGGAGAAAAAGAAUGGUAUUUUUUCAGCUUGAGAGACAGAAAAUACCCGACAGGACUUCGGACCAAUCGAGCCACGGAAGCAGGGUAUUGGAAAACCACAGGGAAAGACAAGGAAAUAUUUCGCGCUGGAGUCCUUGUUGGGAUGAAGAAAACCCUUGUAUUUUACAAGGGAAGAGCUCCCAGGGGUGAGAAAAGCAACUGGGUUAUGCAUGAAUACAGGCUAGAAAGCAAUCAUCCUUUCAAAUCCACCAAGGAGGAAUGGGUUGUCUGCAGGAUCUUCCAAAAGAGCGCAGUGAAAAAACCACAACAGGCACCAUCCUCGCAGCUAUCUCUUGAUGAGUCUCCAUGCGACACAAACUCAAUAGCAAACGAGUUCGGAGACAUCGAGUUACCAAAUUUAAACACCAUUAAUGCAAAUUCAUCCACCGCCUUCUGCAAUAUUAAUAUAUCACCACAAAGUUACAAUAAUAUUAUUAGUGAUAACAACAACAACAACAACAACAAAGCAAACAUGAUCAACUUGAACAACAACAUGAACAAUUGGGGAGCUCCAUCGCUCGCAUGGCCUGCUAAUUUGCUAAGCUCUGGUCUUUCAAUGAAUUCCUUGCUUCUCAAGGCAUUGCAGCUGAGAAGUUAUCAGCAACCAAGAGAAGCUAUAGAAUACAGCUCGUACAAUAUGCCUGCACAAGGGUUUUCUCAUAAUUUUGGAAAUGAUCAUUUAACAGCAUCUUCCUCUAAAGUAUUAGAAUCUGCACAACAGCAGCAGCAGCAGCCGGAGCAACCAUUUAAUAUGGACUCCAUUUGGUGAAGCAGCAGCAGCCUAAAGUAUGAGAAACUAACUCUUACAUUAAUGUUGUCACAAGAUAUAAUUAUUAUUAUGUGCAACAAAUGUUCAUGAUGCAGUUGGAUCUAGUUAAUUAGAUGUUCGUGGCUCUGUCUAUGUUCAAUUAAGUUGGUGUAGUUUGAUGUCAAUUGUAGGGGAAACUUCUGAGUCCUUUGUUGUUAUGUUCCACUUAGAACCCUCCUGUCUAUACUUCUUAUUGUU